AUGUCUAUAGCAGCUAUAAGAAAACAAAAGUCAAUUGAUGAAGAUCUAACCAUUUUAAUGACAUUAACGUCCACUUUAACAGUUAGCAGUUUACCUGCUUCAUUAGUUCCUAAAGUAUCAAAUAAAGGGAAGAAAAGUUCUACAUCAACAACUUUAAGACCUUCCUAUAUAAUUGAUUCGAGUUCCUCGAGAAAAACAAGUACAUCACUGAAUCGUCCUAAAACGCUAUUAUCAAUCCCAUCCGCAUUAGUAUCUAAGUUUUCUUUGCAAUCAGAGACUACGAGUGAUUCGGCACGGUCUACCCAUACAUCAGAACCAUACCAUAGUAAUCUCGAUAAUGUUGCAGGUCUUUCGAAAGAAAACAAUUCGCUUAAGUUGGGCCUUGCAAUCGGUAUACCUAUUGCAAUAGUUUCAAUUUUAGUUGGUAUAAUCUUAGCAUGGUUCUAUUUAAAGAAAAAGACUUUUAAUAAAAGGCGAAACGGAUUACUUCCAUACAAGAAUGAGUAUUUGGACCAUAACAAUGAUGAAAACUUAACAAUGAAAGAAACUAAAUUUCAAGCCUCUAGUAUUAAUCUGGUAUCUACAAAAUUUCAGGGUUUAAUUGAAACUCCUGUACAAAUACAAAGAGGUCCAAAUCAACAAUUAGCACAAGCCUCAGUGAAAAACUUCUUCAAUAGACUCAGCCGAACUAUUAAUAUAAGAAAUAUUAACGAUGCUGACAUAGAUACUCUCAACGAAAAUAAAUCAGGUUUGGUAUCACCCAUUUUCUUGAAAAAAUUCAACUUGCGAAAAUCAGUAUGCAAACCAAAUGAUGUUUAUAAUAGCGAGGAAAGAUUAAGAAGGACCAAUGGACUAUUGAGGUCUAUUGAUGCAGAUUUUCUCUCAAUUCCCUAUAAUGAUUCUACGAUAUCGAUUUCCGAAAAAAGGAGUAAGAAACCUCUUCCAAAAUUACCCCCAAUUAUCAACACGUAUAAAUCGAAAUCUUUACACGAUAUGGAAAAAGUAGUGACCCAUACACUGCUUUCUUCGAGCAGCAUUAUCAACCGAGAUGAUAAAAUUUACAAAGUAAUAAAACCAUACGUCAAGAAUUUAGAUGAUGAAAUCUCAAUCAAAGUAGGUGAUAAAGUAAAAAUAUUAACAGAACAUUCUGAUGGGUGGUGCUUUGUAAAAUUAUUAAAAGAAACGGAAUACUCGAAUCAUACCAUGCCAAAACAAGGAGUUAUACCUAGGCUUUGCUUACAAAAAAUUUGA
This is a messenger RNA of Debaryomyces fabryi, 1251 nucleotides long. It is a transcript of the gene FUS1, whose product is annotated as Fus1p. The coding region runs from base 1 to 1251 and encodes 416 amino acids. The record is from RefSeq and is a predicted model, not a curated record. Lineage: Eukaryota; Fungi; Ascomycota; Pichiomycetes; Serinales; Debaryomycetaceae. The transcript has a single exon. Gene Ontology annotation, molecular function: protein binding.